This is a messenger RNA of Candidozyma duobushaemuli, 1191 nucleotides long. It is a transcript of the gene HAL22, whose product is annotated as Hal22p. The coding region runs from base 1 to 1191 and encodes 396 amino acids. Gene Ontology annotation, biological process: sulfate assimilation; phosphatidylinositol phosphate biosynthetic process. Lineage: Eukaryota; Fungi; Ascomycota; Pichiomycetes; Serinales; Metschnikowiaceae. Gene Ontology annotation, molecular function: 3'(2'),5'-bisphosphate nucleotidase activity. The record is from RefSeq and is a predicted model, not a curated record. The transcript has a single exon.
AUGGCCAGACCGAAAUUCCUUUUCUUAUUACUAUCUGUCGUUGCCGCCGUGUGGUUAUCCAGAUACUUCAAAAUUGCCCAGUCACUGAAAAUGGUUGCUGUUGAUCAUCCUUAUGCUAAAGAAUUGAAGAUUGCUUCUCUUGCGGUCAAAAGAGCCUCAGUACUCACAAAGGGACUCAGUGAUUCCAUAGUGGAGUUGUCGAAAAGCGGCACACAAAUCAAAAAUGACAAGUCGCCCGUGACAGUCGGUGACUAUGCAUCGCAAGCAUUGAUCAACAAAGCUAUCAAGCUCAAUUUCCCGAAUGAUAACAUAGUUGGAGAGGAGGACUCUCUGUCUUUGAAGGAUGGAACUGAAGAGGCCAAUGCACUCAGUAAGCGUAUCUUGGACCUAUUAAGUGAAACGCAACAAAAAACUGGAAAAUCUUCAGACGCUCUUGGAGAUCUUAAGGAUUUGAAGGAGGUUUACGAGAGCAUUGACUUAGGUAACUAUGAGGGGGGAUCUAAAGGCAGAUUCUGGGCACUCGAUCCAAUUGAUGGUACUAAGGGUUUCUUGAGAGGAGACCAAUUUGCAGUGUGUUUGGCCCUUAUCGAAGACGGAAAGGUUGUUCUCGGUGUCAUUGGUUGCCCCAACUUACCCGAGCACAUCGUGCUGAAUGACAAACAGUCAGGUACCAAAGGAGGCUUGUUCUCUGCUGUUAAGGGUGUGGGAUCUUUUUACACCCCACUUUUCGAGACGGAUGAGUUUGUGCCCUUGAAAAACCAAGAAAAGAUCCAAAUGACCUCAGAGACGUCUUCUGCCACCCUCAAAGUGGUGGAGGGAGUUGAGAAGGGCCAUUCCUCGCAUUCUACUCAAUCUCAGAUUAAACUGAAGUUGGGCUUUAGUGAAGACACAGUUGCUCAACAGACUCUCAAUUUGGACUCUCAAGUCAAGUAUUGCGUUUUAGCCAAGGGUCAGGCGGAUAUCUACUUGCGUUUGCCCGUCAGCGAUACUUACAGGGAGAAAAUAUGGGAUCAUGCAGCUGGUAAUAUCUUGAUUUACGAGAGUGGUGGCCAGGUUGGCGACAUCGGAGGCCAAGCGCUCGACUUUGGUAAAGGUAGACAAUUGGACUCUAAAGGUGUGAUCGCUGCCAACAAGGCAAUUUUCCCGAAGGUGAUCGAAGCUGUGAAAGAAGUCUUGAGCCAGGAUGCUUAA